Molecule: messenger RNA, 459 nt
Organism: Oppiella nova
Lineage: Eukaryota; Metazoa; Arthropoda; Arachnida; Sarcoptiformes; Oppiidae
Source: the annotation of a GenBank genome assembly
CAAAGUUAAAUUGCUAUUACCUAGCACCAAGGUUAUAGAAAACUUUAAAUUAUUUAAACACAAGUUAAUUAAAUCUAGUUUUUAUAAAACCGGUAAUAUGAGCGCGUUCAUCGGUAAAUUCAAAGAGAUCUCAUCCAGCAAUUUGGUGGCGCUUUGUAAAGAGCAGGUCCAGGGUCACAAUGUUAUCCUCAAUCAGUUCCAGGUGGGAAAGGAGUUCGACAGUAACCACCACGAUGGCACUACUACCAAGGCACUGAUGGUGUUGGACGACAACAAACUCGUGAUGACAAUGGGUGACAAAAAAGGGACACGAAUUGUAUUCGAGAUUGUGGGCAAUGAGCUCCGGACGACCCUUACUGCGGGGCCGGUAGUUGGCGUUAUUACAUACGCUCGCCAAUAGACUAAAGUACAGUACUCUCAUUGACAAUCUAUACAAUUGUUUUGUCGCGUUUAAGAUUA